Fomitopsis serialis is the source of this 1926-nucleotide messenger RNA. RefSeq lists its product as uncharacterized. The record is from RefSeq and is a predicted model, not a curated record. Bases 121 to 1926 code for a protein of 601 amino acids. The transcript has 6 exons. NCBI's taxonomy places the organism in Eukaryota, Fungi, Basidiomycota, Agaricomycetes, Polyporales, Fomitopsidaceae.
GUUCUCGAUGCCGGCGGUCUCCAAGACCUGCAGCUCAUGCUCCCUUCGCAUAGCUCGCGCACACGUCUGUGACACCCUCCAUACCCACCGGAGGCCCUCUAGUCAUGGCAGCGUAAAGCGAUGGACGGGCAGUCGAAGAGCCGCAUCUUCCGCGACAGCCACAGCUCUCAAGCCGAAGCCUGCAGCAAACGACGCUGGACAUCGGGUACUGACCGUCCUGCACAAGACAAGGUCCUUAAUACCCCAUAUCUUACCCCAAGAGCACAUACACCGUUGGAGACAAGCUCAUUGGAUUUCUGGGAGCGUACUUUAAGCAGGACGUACGACAACCUCUGUCCUACACCAGAUGCCAAGCGGUCUGAUGGGAUCCGUAUUGCUGUGUAUGGAUGCGACGAGCUUUCGGGUGCACGAGACUUGGUCGCAGCGUUGCUGGAAGAACCAUUCGCAUCCGAGGCGCAGAGAAAAGCAGUCCGCUCUCGAUGGGAAGCACAAACCGGGUCGAAGGGUCCCAUUAUCAUUGAGAACGCGGCAAAUGCGAAUGGCGAUUCUACCCUCCGCGUACAGUCUGCGUGGCUGCAACAGUUUGGUGCCCCUAUAAAGGUCCUGGAGUUCGACGUCUGCAAUCCAGCAUCCACUCCGGUCCAUACAGUCCUAUCGGGUUCGGAAACGGUGUUGCCCCUCACCCACCCCAACGCUGUCCUGGUACUAACCUCAACAUCCGGCGACGAAAGGCUAGCUGAACGCUUGCGGGACUCCUUUGGACAUGAACUGACCGUGCUCUUCGUGGACCCGGCCCGUGCAUUGCAGGGCCUUCGGACGUUAAGCGCUUCACCAUCCUCUUCCUCCGCCGUACAGAAGUACCAGGACGAUUUCGCUGGGUCGAAUGUUCCCCAUCUCACCCAGGCGAUCUUACAGACCAUUCCUCAACUCGGGGCUCCUGCGAAGGUUCUCGAGGUGGUGCACGUAGAGACGGCCCGGGCUGUCGUCCAAGACGUGCUUUCUGCUUGCGACUCGGAGCUGGGGCGUGCCCAGGGUGAGGUCAACGUGGUAUGCGACGGCAUCAGCUCGUUACGAGCUCAGAUGGAGGAGGUCAGGGUGCGCAUACCAAGAGAGGUUCUUGGAGGCGACGAGGACGGGAACGAGGUCCAACGUGCGGUGGAUCAGUCUAGAAAAGACACCAAGGUGGUCCUUGAAAGACUGACGUGGUGGAAGUUGCUGUGGAAGGUCGACGAUGUAGGAGACAUCGUCAUGGAUGCUGUCAACCGAGCAUGGCGCAGGGACCUAGAGUACAGGCUCGUCUUCCAUGCAGGUCGACUCGCCUUCCUCCAACGCUCGUUCGUCGACUCCGCUACCUCUUUCACUGCAUCCUUCAAACCCUCUUCCGCCUUCCACUCCCCCGUCCUCCAGAACCAACUCUCACAGAUCUCCUCCUCCCCGACCUUCCCCAUGGAUUCCACCGCCUUCCUCCUGCCGCUCUACACCCGACGUCAGCAGCUCCGCUUCCCCACGGCCCGCCUACAGACAACCGCACAGCGCGUCCUGAUCGGUAUGAGCAGCAGCGUCUUGGGGGGCGCAGGCGUCGCGUGGGCGGGAUGGGCGGGGCAGUUGGGCAUCAUAGAUAUGGCGAUGCAGACGGAGACCGUGAUCGGGAUGGGCAUGCUCGGUGCGGCGGCUGGCGUCCGGUGGGCUGUGGGCCGCUUCGAGCGGGCGAAGAGCAAGUGGUUGAAGGACUACGAUAGAGUGGGUGAAGGGCUGGAGAGGGACUUGAGGGCGACGCUGGAACGGACGGUCAACGACGGGUGCUCGUCGUUUCAGAGAAGGCUUGCGAUGGAUGGGCAAGCUGUGUCGAAGCGCAAAGAGGAGAUCGAGGAGCUGAAGGAGGAAGUGGGGGUCCUUGAGGAUGAACUGAGUCGGACACACCAAUAA